This is a messenger RNA of Esox lucius (northern pike), 8726 nucleotides long. Its product is annotated as claudin-20. The transcript is spliced from 3 exons. Gene Ontology annotation, molecular function: structural molecule activity. Gene Ontology annotation, biological process: bicellular tight junction assembly; cell adhesion. NCBI's taxonomy places the organism in Eukaryota, Metazoa, Chordata, Actinopteri, Esociformes, Esocidae. The coding region runs from base 4681 to 5388 and encodes 235 amino acids. Gene Ontology annotation, cellular component: plasma membrane; bicellular tight junction. The record is from RefSeq and is a predicted model, not a curated record.
UUCUUCUGGCGGAUCUGUUGUUGGAAAGCAAACACGCCUCCCUCCCCCUCACAUGACUCACCCAGGGAGGUCUAAUGGGAGGACCCCCUUCCUCACCUACCUUCACCCAGAUCAGGAGCCAGACUUACAACACAGUACGGACCAAUGGCACGGCAGCACAGUGAGACACUGGGUAACAGAGCAGAGUAUUGUAGUCUGUCUGGCCGGUUGGUUUCACCUGCUAACAAACUGGUUUCUGCCGUGAAUGACUGACUGACUGAUUCACUGACUGACUGGCAGCAGCGGAGGCUGACUUCCCUGUCCACAGGGAGAGGAGGUGCAGCCUGAGACGACAGCAUCUCGCUGGGCAGAAGAACACCACAGUCCUGCCAGAAGGACCCAGUCUGGAGGCAAUGGCACACAAACACUUACAAAGGUAAGUGAGACAGGAUCCAAUACGAGGCACAGGAUAACAGAGUGGACGGAAAACCGACACAGGUACGUGGGCGUUUCAUUUACAGCAGAGCUCCCCCCGCUGAGACCACCUGCCCCGAGGAAACUCCAGCAGCUCCCUCUGCGUCUGGGUUGCGACUCCCCCUGCUCCAUCUCCCUUUGUUAUUCCGGGCUAUGGAUGGGGAUGGGCAGGAUAAUUACAGGAGGAAUGCUAAAGUGGUCCGAGGACGUGAAGGAGGCGACAGAAUGAGCUGUUUAGAUUCUCCCACUCGGCGCCGGGGAGAUUGUGGCGCAGUGUCUGGCUAGGCUUGUGAACCAUGACCACAGUCUAACUCACCGGGUCUAAAACAGUGAAUGACGCUGCUGCCGACCGGCUGAUUCUACUGUAGCGGCACCAGUUCACAGACCUGCCGGCUAUGAUGUUUAUACCAUAGACUGGUACAGCUAGCUCAUGGGACGCUCACUUCACUGAUUGCUCCAGGAAGAGGGAAGGGUUUUGGACACCGGUUAUAGUCUUUCAGCAGGAAGGAGGAUUGCUUUGUGAGAUAUGGAGGCUGAAAAGGGCAACUGUGACACGAGAGAUUGACUCAUCUGCCACAAAUGGGCAGAAUGAGGCUGACAUUAGGAAAAUACAUUCUUCCACCUGCCACCUCAACAUGCUAGGGUAAUAAUGGGGGGGGGGGGUCCCCACACCCUGCUACUGCAGUCUGCCUGGCAAGAACACCCCUCUCCCCUCCCCCAGAGUGAUUCUGCAUCAACCGACCAUCUGGUCUGGAGAGGUAAUAGAAAAGAAAGCCUUUAUUUUCACUCUCCUGGAGUAAUUAGGCCAUUUAUAUUCCUCACUUGAUGAUUUAAGAGAAGCAGAAAGAAGUCAAUAUUCAGACUAUACGAGCAGCAGCAUUUCAGCCAUAGGCUUGUCCAACUCACUUUGCCUUGUGAUUUAUGAAGGGCCCACUACAUGCCUUCACUAGGUGCUCUGCUGUAAUAUAUCCCCCCUCGUGCCAUUAAUCAUCCCCUGAUAACCUUAACACGCAAGAAACUUCCAUCUUAAAUCAGGCGCCACCACCUCUAAAUUGCACUUCAGCGCUUUGAAAAUGCGCUCACUCAAAUAGUUUGCAUGUGGUGGGAGACGGUGGACUGGGAAACCAAGGCUGACUUAUUUACCCUGUGACAACCUUAAUAUCUGUCAAUGGCUCUCACUGUCAUCUGUCAACCUCCAUCCUCUCAGCAAGUAGAAAGCAUCAUACCCAGCUGAGGACUGGGGGGGUGAGACUGGGAUGAUGGGAAUGUAAAUAGGGCUUAAUGUUGUAAUGAACAUGCAUUUUAGGGCAGGAACAUGGUAAUCAUAACCCCUCGUGAUUUCUAGAUUAAUUUCGCUACUCCAAAUUGGCUCAUUAUAUAAGGAUCGACGUAGAAAUUCUUCAGCUCUCUCCAUUGUUAACUUUGUUCUGCCUCUUUCAAACAAAGAUUUCAGACAUGAAUAGUGACUUUGAGUCUAUGGUUUCUCUUACAAACUAACGCUGAAUGCUAAAUAAUGUAACUCGACUUACAAUACUUUAAAUAUUUUUAUAAUACUUUCAUAGAAGUUUAUCCCUCCAAACACAUUUUUCUGAAAAAUCACAGAUCUGCGUCUAUCCAUAUAGAUAGAGUCACACGCGCAUCCAUAUUAACACUUUCACAUUUCCUUAUUUCAUCUGUAUGGCUUUCUCCAUGCUCGGCAAGAAGACUGUUACACUUGCUUUCCCUGGGUCUCUUUGCCCAUAUACGCCAUGGACUGCUUUUUCCUGACCCUACUCUCUGCCCAUUGGUGUGUGAGCAGUAAUUUGUCAUCUCCCUCUGAGCGUAACCAAGAAGAGGUGGCAGGCCCUCGGGGUGGCCAGCCGCUACCACCUGAACAAGCCGCAAUUUCCCCUUACGUAACGGCUGCAGGUUCUGAAGAGGGAGAGUGGAACAAUCGAAUGCAACGCUGGGGAAUACAGAAAGUAAAAGAAGGGAAAAAAAGCUAUAAUUCCUCUGAGGGGAAAGAGAUGCAUUAAUUAUAACAAUACCUUCAAAAGACAACCUUUAUUACAUCAGAAGCAAGGGAGGACAAGAUAGGCACUCAGGAGAUGUAGACACUAGGCAGUCAGCACCACUAAAGCUAUCAGCUCCUGCCGGAGGGGCCCCUGCCUGUCCGUGCUGCCAGCUAAGGCUUCCCACGCUCUCAGAACAGCCUCUGGCGGACAGCACAGACAAACGAAGAACCCAUCCUGAUCCAUGCCCAUCUUAUUCCCCCGCUCUGAGAUCUUUUCCCAAGGAACACUUGCUGUCAAAAAACGCAACUAGGCAAAAUGAAGAAUUCCAUUAGGUCACAAGAAGAGACAGAUGACUGGGGAACAAAAUGGAGUGUACUAAACAAACAGAGCAUCUAUGCUGGUGUCAAUGCGGUGAUAUUUUAAACUACUCCGACAUCCGAACACUUGAUAAACACCUGGUAGAACACACAGAGAAAACAAUGAGGGCCUAAAUCAAAUGAACCCUGGAUAAUCUCACGUUGCGUCACAGUGGCUUCCUGCCUGUGACGGCUUACAAAUGUUCUGCGAGUUAAAAAUGGACAUGCCCAUACAUGGAAGAAAACUGUGUUGACAGCAACCUGGCCCUUCUCACGACACCUCCGACAGCAGUGGUUAAUAACAAGGCAUUUACGAAAUGAUUAGCCCAAAGAGAAUACACCACCAAAUAAUAAAUAUGCUAAUUGAACAAUAAAAAUCCCCUAUAUCAGGAAAGGACGAUCUCUGUGUCCGGUCUUCCCCUGGAGCUACACCGUCGACAGCUCGCCUAUGAGGUGAUAAAAAAGAAGGGACCAUGCUUAUAAUAGCCUGCCAUGUCUUCACACAUCACAGCAUCACACAUCUGCACUCCCUGGGUACAUGUUAACUGCAGUUCCCUCCACCUCAUCUCGCCCGUCCUGUUAUUUAUUUAUUUAUUCAAUUGUAUUCCCAGUGGAACACCAACAACAUCGGCACAUAAGAUCCUGUUGGGGAAAACCUAGUCUAACACUCUGACGUGCAGAAACACCGGAUAUUUGUCCAUCUACUGCAGCAGCCCACAGGGGCCCAGGGUAUGCUGCCUGAAGGUCAUCAGCACUACCACCACAGGCUAUACUAUAGUAGUGUGUGUAUAUAUAUAUAUAUAUAUCGCUGUGUAUGCAAGGUCUUACAGUGUAAAUGGUCUCUGAGGGGACAUCUUGGUCAGGAGAGUUAGGCCAUUGGACCAAAUUAAGCGAACAGAUCAAUCACCAAACCCAAUCAAUCAAUCGAUCGAUGAACACCCUUCGGGUCGUUACAGGAUUGGCGUGUGGAGAGCGGUCAUUUUUGUUGUUGCUGGAUGUCCAGGACGAUCGUGCCCACGCAGCAACAUUUUGGGAAACGAUACAUCGGUCAUCAACGGGUAUCACUUCUACUGGCAAGGGCUGUUUUUUGUGUGCCUCUUUGUCAUUUAGGAGUCAAGGCUGUCCGUCCUGCCCCUCCUCCCUCCUCUAUGAAAAGUCCUCUGUAGAGGGGAGUGGAGGAGAGGGGUAGCAGCUGUGAGUAUAGUCUCAGAUUGAGCGGUGGCUGAUGCCCACUGCUCUAGAGGGUCCAUUUUGGCAUAGGAGGCUGUAAACACAACCACAUUGCCCUGACCCUCUGAGGGACUUGACAACAAAUAUAUAUAGCUAGUUAUAAAAAAAAAAAAGAGACAGACACUGCCACGUUUGCUGUGGGUUUUACCUUGAUGUAGUUAUUGUAGAUGUUAUAUUGCAUUAUUAUUGCUAAAUUAGAUAUAUUAGGUUGAAUGAUAGAUCUGACAUUGGGUUUAAAGUGAAGACAUUGUUGAUUAAAAUAUAUUUCCCAGUGUGCAAUUGGUUAUUUUGAGUCCUAAAGUUGAAAGAAAAGCUGCAACAUGGCCAUCGACCGUUGGGGGCUCAGUUAAAUAAAAGAUGGCCAGAAAAAUUCUAUAAAGUUCAAGUAAUUUCCUUAACUUAAAUACCAGAGACUGGAGAAAUCGGCGCGGACAAACUGGCGCGUCAUAAGGAUCUCUGCAGCAUCAGCCGAGUCCAGUGGAGCCGGCGCUGAGCAGAGGGGCUGAGGAUCGGCUGCUGCCAGCUCUAUCAGCAGUAUCCCCCUCCAGCCGACUGAGCUGAGCGGCGGCGGGGGCGGAGGAAAGGUGACUGGCCGGCGCUAGGUGGAUGGUGCCUGGAGGACGGCGGGCCUCGGCAGCAGGAGGGAGAUGGCAUCCACGGGCAUGCAGAUCUUCGCUUUCGUCCUGGCGCUGCUGGGCAUUAUGGGAGCCAUGGUGGCCACGAUGCUGCCCAACUGGAAGGUGAGCGCGGACGUGGGCUCCAACAUCAUCACGGCCAUCUCCCAGAUGCAGGGCCUGUGGAUGGACUGCACCUGGUAUAGCACCGGCAUGUUCAGCUGCACCCUGAAGUACUCGGUGCUGUCGCUGCCAGCCUACCUGCAGACGGCCCGCACCACCAUGGUGCUGUCCUGCGUGACGGCCGCCAUGGGCCUGUGCCUAGCCUCCCUGGGGCUCAAGUGCACCCGCUGGGGAGGCGGACGCCGCUCCAAGAGGCACACGGCCAUCGCCAGCGGGGGCUGCUUCAUCGCCGCCGGCUUCCUGUGCCUGGUGCCGGCUUCCUGGUUCACCAACGAGGUCAUCACUAAGUUCCUGGACCGCAGCGUGCCAGAGAGCAAUAAGUUUGAGCCCGGGGGGGCCGUGUACGUGGCCUUCCUGUCGGCGGGCUUCCUCUUCGUGGGGGGGUCCAUCUUCUGCAUGACGUGCCCGGGGAAGAGGCAUGGCCACCAGGACAUGGUCCUUUUGCCGCCGCCUGAUAAACUGCUACUGCAGCAGCAACAGGAGCAGCUUCAACACCAGUACUGCUCCCUCUCCCCGCUGGACAACAAGACUGGCUACAGUCUGCAGGACUACGUCUAGGCUACGGCCGGGAGACCCGCAUUGCCGCGCGCCACACCAGCUUGGGGAAGCCUCCGCGUGUGAUACACCUGGCUCUUAGCGGAGCGAGAGACGGAGGAGGAGGAGGGGGUGGUGAAGAAAAUGUGAGAGGAGGGGAAGGACUUGGAUGGCAUUUUUUUUUCUCCCCCUCAUUGUAUCUUUUUGUUUGUUCCGCGAGCGCGAGCGGCGGAGGUGUUCCCUGAGCAGCUCCUUGGAUAGACAGACGGUUGGUGAAUGCAAAGCGCAGCCGGGGGAGGACGGACGGCGCUGCGGAAUGGGAGGGGAACCGCAGCUGAACAAAUGCAGAUACCCCAGCAAUCAUCAGUAAAUCACAUUAAGAGUUCCCGGGGGAGUGGAUUCGCUGAUAGCCUCCCGUUCAUUUCCUUUUCCUUGCCAAAGGUUUGAAUUGAUAAGCAAUCGUUUAGCUGCUAACAAUCGUUUGGUAACCACCCAUUCGGCAGGUCAGCAAUAUUGAUAUUAUUGUCUCAAAGAGGCAAUAAUACUAUGUGGAAUUCCUUUUUCAUAAGCAAGCCAUUGUAGUUUCCAACCAUCCACUAGAUAUGCUAGUUGUUGGUACUGAUUUAAUAACUGAUUUUUAUUUUUGGUAGCUAAUAGAGUGAUUGAUAUUUUUGCCUAAGCAUGCUGUCUGAACCUGUCGGUGUAUAAUGCAGAGGAAUGCCUGGUAGGGAAUGACACAUAUAUAGUGGAACAAAAUGCCUGUGCCUAAAAAAAAAAAAACUGUUGUACAUUAUCUUUCCUGCUGAAACUGUUCAAAGAGGAUUGUUAAGAUGAGUAAACAGAGUGCUGGGCUUGGAGACGGAACAAAAUCCUGGAUCUCACACUGCAGGUAUAGACAGACAGACCGACAGACCGUGAGAGAGACUGACGGGGAGAGGAAGAUGGACAGACUGAUGGAGAGAGGGAGAGCCAGUAGAGUGGGCUGUUUGACAUGUAUCUCGUUGCUUUUUCACUGAGCUCCUUGUGCUGUGCUACGUGCUACUGACUUCAUGUAUUAAGGUAUAGAAAGAAAACACACAAACCCACCCCACCCACAGACAUACAGUUCAGUUCACAUCCAUGCAGACGUUACAUAAUUAUACAAACACCCACACACACACACACACACACACACACACACAGGCAAACAUCCACACACAAACACGGGGAGGAAAACCCACACGCUCACAAAAAGAAACACACUGUACCCUUUGACACACUGGGCUGGAUGUGCUUUUCAUCCUGCUGUCCGCCUCCUCACUGCCAUGGAAACGGGAUCCUGCGCCCAAAUAUCUUUAUUGUCUGGGGUGUGUGUGUGUGACAGCUAGUGCUUUGAGGUUGGGUAGGAGGGCAUCUGUCUCUGCAUGGCCCUAUCAGCCUGCACAGAGCAUCCACACACAGAGCAUCCACACACCAGAGCAUCCACACACCAGAGCAGCUUCACUAAACCCCUUCAUUAGCUCAGUGACAGGAGGCACAAGCCAGUCUGGAAAGGAUAUGUUGUUCAUGACCCUAAAUGCAGUGUUUCUAACAUGGAAUUAGGGUUGAUGGCGUAACGUGAGGUUUUUGUUAAUGUUGACUCAAGUAAAAUCUAGUUUGAGUCAUUCCUUCAUAUGUGAAGUGCAUCAACAGGUCACAUGUCCCUCCGCCUAAUUGUGGAGCGAUGCUUGGACUCCAGAGAAAAGCAGUACGUUGUGCAGGUCCAUCAGAACCUCCAAGACGUGAGGUGAUCCGCAGGUUUCCAGACCAGUAAAUGCACAGGUUACGAUGUGGGACAGAACUGUGGCCUCUACUAUUUUAAAACGGUUAGGAUUCUAUGCAGCUUGGUCUUUCAGGUAGUGUGGUCUGUGUAAGACCUUGAAUAGUAUGACACGAUGUCCAGAGUUCACCUUUCCAGCAUUAUUUAUCUGCCUCUCCCUCCAUUUCAUCAUUCAUAUGUCUCGCUCUUUUCCUCAUCACAGGGACUGACUGUCUGUGACUGACAGGGGACACACUUGCAUGUUGAGAGCAUGUUAUCCAGCAUGCACCCACCCUGCCGUCCAUCAAUAGGUCAGGUGUCACUGUCGGCCUUCGACGCAGUCCUGUUUUAAUGUGUGUCCGCUACACGGCACAGAGGAGCGGGGAGGGGGUCGUAUCUGGUCUGAAAUGGCUGCUCUGGUGACUGCCAGUGAUGUAUGGCCCAGGCCGGAUGUAUUCCCCCCCUGACACGCCACCUCGGACAGGGAACAGCAGAUGGUUGAGUCCAGCUCGCCCCCUGCAGGUGGCCGACCACCAACCGGGGCAUCACGUAAGGUCCUGGCAGGCCGCGACGGACAGGUUUCGUCCCCCCCCAGCGUGCUCGGGCGUAGAGCAGUAUUUUGCCCAAUGCCCAGGCGUCUCUCACAAAUGCAAUAAAACGAAGAUAAGAAUGUGACUGUGCCCUCCAUGAGAAUGUGCCAAAUGGACUGGUGUCAGGUUGGGUACUGUUGGUAAUUCACGCCGUUUACCUUUUUAUUACGUCUGUAUGUGAAUUAUACAUUGGGAGAUGUUUUCUAGAUGAUUUCUCAGUCAACUGGUCACCUGUGUACAGUAGGACGCAGCUUUCCAGGGUUGUUUCUUCAGCCUCAUUAUUCAAUUAUAUUCCAAAGCACACAAUCCUUUCAGAAGCAUGAAAAAUAUUUUAGUUUCCUCCAGAAAGGUUUGCACAGUUAUUUUGUUAGUAAUGCUGAAAUCAUGCUUCGGGAUUUCUUAUUCAAAUACGAGUCUGUACACAUUUGACUAGUACAUCUCUGGACUUAAUUUUAUAUAUUUUUUUCUGCCAAGGGGAACAUGCUUUCCUAUUUUAUUAGAAUGUCUGAAGUUCAUAAACUGUACCUUCUUUAUAAGAAGACUACUGGAUCGCACCUCUGCUUGUGUUCCUUGGUUUGACAGCAGUUUGUUUCAAGUGGCUGAGCCUCGCUUGGUUCUCUGGACUGGUUCAAAUGUUCAUCAUGCAACUGGCAGGGUGGAAAACAGCAAAGCCAUUUCUGUCUAAUACCAUUUGAGCAGGCCAGUGUGAGCUGGAGGUUUGUGUCGUUAUUUAGAUGUGCAGCCUGUUCAUCAGCCAGCGCACCAUUUCAUUAGCUUCAAAUGGCCUGGGAUCAAAGAACAGCCUCUAGACGUCUAAGCAGUUUCAAGACCACAAUGAUCAUUCUGAUAAUUGCAGCUUAUUUCUGUGGACGCUUUAGCACUUCUUCAUUUGCCAGAUGAUUUUGAAACAGUUUGAGUGUUAUAAUUGCAGUGGUCUUAAUGUGCUUGUGCUAGUAGUUCUAUUUUCUACUAAUAAAAGUAUUUUGUGGAAGCAA